This is a messenger RNA of Cryptosporidium muris RN66, 855 nucleotides long. RefSeq lists its product as uncharacterized. Bases 1 to 855 code for a protein of 284 amino acids. The record is from RefSeq and is a predicted model, not a curated record. The transcript has a single exon. Lineage: Eukaryota; Apicomplexa; Conoidasida; Eucoccidiorida; Cryptosporidiidae.
AUGAAAGGGAUCUGGACUGAACUUGGUUGUUUCUCAUAUAGUCUAAAUUUAUUACCUUCAGAUAUAUUACUCCAUACUGAAGAGGAAGUUAGUACACGAGCUUAUUUAGCUAAGAGCAAAAUGAAUACCAAGAAAAAAUCGAGUGCACUGGAAAGUAAAAUCCAAAGAUAUAGUCCUAACACUUUGCUAACAUCGCUUGAAAUUAUUAAGAGACACUUUGAUGCUAAUAAAGAAUAUAAAACAGUGGGAGAACAAAGGCUAUCUGGAGAUACUAUACUACCAGUAAGGUCAGAAGAACCUAUUACUAGAAAUGAACUAAAGGAGAGGUUAGCUAAAAAAAUUGCAGAACUUCGUCAAAAUAAGAUUUUAAGAAAUAAGAAUAGACAAGAUAAGAGGGAAAAAAAACAAAAACUCAUAGGAAUUAAACAAAAGGAAAUUGAUAACCAAAACAGUGAUAUUGAGGAUCACCAAUGUUUUGGAAAUAUCAUUACCCCAUCUAAUACUUCAGAUUUACAGAAUAAAAAGUUAUUUGAUAGAUAUAAAGGUUCUAAAAUAAAACGUAUUGAAGAAUCUAUAAAGAAGAUUAAAGAAGAAGAAAUAUGGUUAGAUACCUUACCUGACCAUAUCCGUAACGUUGAAAAGACCAAAAUAGCAAUGGAGAAAGCUCUUCAACGUGCUAAUAGAGUUAAGGUGAAGGAUAAUUUAAGUAAACUUAUGAAAUCAAAGAAGCAAAUACUAGCGAAGAAAGAGAAAUCGAGGAAAAGAUGGGAGAAUAUUAAGAAAGCCAAUGAAGAGAAAGCAAAAAUCUCUCAACUGAAAAGACAAGAAAAUAUUAAUUUGUAUAGGAAAAAGUGA